GCCGAUGGAAAAUGGCGAGUCUGUGUAAACGGCAGGAAUGUACGACUGAAAGGGACGGCUUUCGACAGGAACUUAAUUCGUGGCGGCAAAAACCCAUUUACUAAGUAGUUUACAGUGAUUCAGAUGCUUGGCACUUUCUCCUAGGAACAAGAUCUUUUUGGCUGCAUAUGUCCUAAUGUCUGAGCUGGUUUUUGGUGGUUGUAAGUGUUGCCACACUCCCAGGGGAUCUAGGAGUAACAAAACAUCAGUUCAGCAGACCUCACAAGCGUCCUAGUUCAGUACAUUCCUCCAGUGACACAAGAUUAUGCAGCGAAUUAUUCAACAGUUUGCCUUAGAAUAUACCUCAAAAGACAGUUUAACUCAGGACACACCUCUGGACCCAGCUGGAAACAGCCCUGCUUUCUCAGAACAAAACCCUGUUCUUAGCAAACUUUUAAUGGCUGAUCAGGAUUCUCCAUUGGACCUCACUGUUAGGAAGCCAGAUGUGGAGUCCAGCCAGCAAGAUGGAGUUCUUGAUCUUUCAACUAAGAAAAAACGGAACCAUAGCAGCAUCUCCCUCAAAACAGCUCAAGAUAUAUCUUUAGUCAGACAGAAUUCCAUUAUAACCAACCAGCCCGAAGACGAGGACGAGGACGAGGACGACGAGGACGACGACGACGAUGACGACGACGAUGAUGAUGAUGAUGAUGAUGAUGUUGAUGUUAAUGAUGAUGACGAUGAUGACGGCCUCCCAUUACAUGGUUUGCAAGAUGGAAUUCAAGAGAACUAUACUGGCACUUCCCCUGUCAAACUACCACUUGCCAGCUCACUUCUUAUAAAGGAAGAACUUGUAAGUCAAAAGCACCACCUUCUUGCCCAACCUUUUUCCUUUAGCCUAGAUAAAGUAAGACUUCUUAAACCCCAUAAAUAUGACUCUUUUCUGUCUCGUAAUGCCUCACGGGAAAAACCCCAUCUAGAUAAUUUAAUAACAAGUAAACAGGUGAGCAGUUAUCUUGGUAAUCUGAAGAAGCUUCCAAUUCUCCUGGAGAAUCAAAUGUUCACCAAGGAUACAAAUGCCUCCUAUAACCAGUCCCUUAAUAUCUCAGUAAAGAAGGAAGCGGGUAACUCUCCACCAGUGGACUUAAAGAUUCCUCAAGUAAAGGGGAUGGAUCUCUCCUGGAACUCUAUUAACAACACCUCUGAUCUUUAUAGUUAUAGCUCUCUGAAUGUGGGCAGUGUGCACUCAGAAAAUUUGCUAAGCAGGAGGCUUAGAGCAAUCUUGCCCAAACAGACUCGAAGGGCUGGCUUAGCAAGCCUUCAUGGUAAAAGUGUCAUGGGGGAGUAUUGGGGCUUGGAUGUUGAUCAGUCAAAAUCUGUGCCUCAGUAUCACACUUCAGAUCCAGAAGCAGAUCCGGCAGUCUCCAAGCAGCCACGUAAAAAGAGGGGUCGGUACCGCCAGUAUAACAGUGAGAUCCUAGAAGAGGCUAUUGCUGUGGUGAUGAGUGGGAAGAUGAGUGUCUCAAAGGCACAGAAUAUAUAUGGUAUUCCUCAUAGUACUCUCGAGUACAAGGUAAAAGAAAGGCUGGGCACACUGAAGAACCCACCAAAGAAAAAGAUUAAACUGAUGAUGAGGAUGGAAGAACAAAAAUCUGAGAUGAUGAAAGAAACAGAAUCUACAUCAACACCAGCUGCCGCAUCGAGCACAGUGCAAGUAGAUAUUUCGCAAGAGUUGGGGGACAUUAAAGAAUCCCACAUAAACCCAGCACAAUGUAUAACUAAAUGAACAAAACUAAAGUAUUUUGGAAAGGGACAGGGCUUUAGGUGUGCCAGUUUACUUUAUAUUAUCUGGG
This is a messenger RNA of Trichomycterus rosablanca, 1829 nucleotides long. It is a transcript of the gene lcor, whose product is annotated as ligand dependent nuclear receptor corepressor. Bases 305 to 1762 code for a protein of 485 amino acids. Gene Ontology annotation, molecular function: DNA binding. Gene Ontology annotation, cellular component: nucleus. The transcript has 5 exons. Gene Ontology annotation, biological process: regulation of transcription by RNA polymerase II. The record is from RefSeq and is a predicted model, not a curated record. Lineage: Eukaryota; Metazoa; Chordata; Actinopteri; Siluriformes; Trichomycteridae.